CCGGAGAACUCUCUCCCCCGACCCGCGCUGCUGGGGUCAAGGAUGAGCGAGGUGCAGACGCGGGGCGGCCGGGGCCCAGGCGGAGGGGUACACCGGCCGUGGUGUCCACGAUCGGCGGCACAUCGCACACACCCGUUUCCACGGCUCGCGGAGGUCGCAGCCGCGGAGGCUCCUGGGCGCGCACAUCCGGGUCCCGGCGCGCGCACGCGUAGCCGCCCCAAACAUGGCCGCCGCCUCGCGCUCGUCUGCCUUGCCGCCUGAGCCUGAGACAUGAGAUUGAAAAUGACAGAAUAUUUCUGAGGAAGAACCAACCUGUGACGUGGAAAUGGAAGGAUUUACAAGAGAGGGUCCCCAUCUUUCCAUUCUAGGUGAUAAUUGGGACUGUAAGAACCGGGAGGGUUAUUUGAGGCAAUCAGCUUUAACUCAGGAGAAACCAGGGGCUCAGGAAGCAAUCUGUCAAUAUUCUGGACUUGGAGAGCAUUUGAGUGCAAGCUCAGACCUUCUGCCAUCUAAGAGAGUACCUACAAAUGGUUUUCAUAUAUGUGAUUCAGAUGUUAAAAGUUUGGAUUGUGACCCAGCUUUACAGAGUUGUCAGAAAAAUUAUGUAGCUAAGCGAAAUAGUGACAGUGACACAUGUGGAAAAGCCUUCAACCACUCUGUGGAAGUUUUUCAACUUGGAAGAGAUCAAACGAGAGAGAAACCUUAUAAAUACCCUGAAAGUGGUAAAUCUUUCAACCAUUUUACCCCUCUUGGUGAAGAAAAAAUAGUGAAAAGAGGGAAGAAACUGUAUGAAGGUAAGGACUUUGGGGACAUCUUUACGCUGAAUUCAUCUCUUAAUGAAAACAGGAGGAAUCACCUUGGAGAGAAACUGUAUAAAUGCACUGAAUGUGGCAAAUGCUUCAAACGGAACUCUUCUCUUGUUCUGCAUCACCGAACUCACACUGGAGAGAAACCUUAUACCUGUAAUGAAUGUGGAAAAUCAUUUUCCAAGAACUAUAACUUGAUUGUGCAUCAAAGAAUCCAUACAGGAGAGAAGCCCUAUAAAUGCAAUAAAUGUGGGAAAGCCUUCAGUGAUGGGUCAGCUCUCACACAACACCAGAGAAUUCACACUGGUGAGAAACCUUAUGAAUGUCUAGAAUGUGGGAAAACCUUCAACCGAAAUUCGUCUCUGAUUUUGCAUCAAAGGACUCAUACAGGAGAAAAACCAUAUAGGUGUAAUGAGUGUGGAAAACCUUUCACCGACAUCUCCCAUCUCACUGUGCAUCUCAGAAUCCACACUGGGGAAAAGCCCUAUGAAUGUAGCAAAUGUGGAAAGGCUUUCCGGGAUGGCUCAUACCUUACCCAGCAUGAGAGGACUCACACUGGAGAGAAACCCUUUGAAUGUGUGGAGUGCGGGAAGUCCUUCAACCGAAACUCUCACCUCAUUGUACAUCAAAAAAUCCACUCUGGGGAGAAACCCUAUGAAUGUAAAGAGUGUGGGAAAACAUUCAUUGAGAGUGCUUACCUCAUUCGGCACCAGAGGAUUCAUACUGGUGAGAAGCCCUAUGGCUGUAACCAGUGUCAGAAACUUUUCAGAAACAUUGCUGGCCUCAUCCGGCACCAGAGGACUCAUACUGGUGAGAAGCCCUAUGAGUGUAAUCAGUGUGGCAAAGCUUUCAGGGAUAGCUCCUGUCUGACCAAGCACCAGAGAAUUCACACAAAGGAGACCCAUACCAGUGUCCUGAAUGUGGAAAGUCCUUCAAGCAGAACUCUCACCUUGCAGUACAUCAGAGACUCCACAGCAGAGAGGGUUCCAGCCAGUGUCCUCAGUGUGGGAAGACAUUCAGAAGGAGCUCUUCCCUCAUCCGACAUCAAAGAACACACUCUGGAGAACAACCCAUGGAAAUAUGAUGAAUGUGGGCCACAUUCGUCUCCUGCCUUGGUCUCAGAAAGCUGAAUGAAGGAGGAAUGUCUUCAGGGGUAGAACAGGAGUCUUUGAGCUACCCAGUGAAUUACUGAAUGUGAGGCUUUCCUUAGCCAUACUGUUAAAUCUGUACAGUAAGCAACUCCUGGGGAAAGCAGGAUGGUAAUAAGUGUAGAAAAGCCUUCAGGAAUUAUGUAGCCAAUACCAAAUGUAACAGCACACACACUGGAAUAAAAUCUGUGAAUGUCAGCAAGAUGCUUCCUGGAGAUGCGUCAGAGUGCUUAAACAGUAAAGAGGCUGUGAACGCAUUCAGUAAGUAAUUGGUCUGUGGAACUCGUUAAUAAGGAAUGUCAGCCUCGUACAUAAGCAAACUCUUAGUAGGAUCCAGUAUAAUCAGUGAGAAAAGCUUUUGGCAGCUCAUACCGUCUACUCUGUGUCAGCGAAGACAUCCUGGUGAUAGCCUGCACACAAUUCUCUACCCUAUGGCAACCACAGAACUGUAGUUAGAUUUUGCUGUUUGUAUGUCUGCCUCUGUCACAAUCCUCUCAAGCACAAAGGAUUUGUUUCGGAAGGGGCGACUGGAUGAGGUUGUUGCUUGUGAGUCAACAAUGAAAUUGUCCCUGUGAGGACUGAAGCUGGCUUGUACCAAGAUGGAAAGGGCUGCUUUUGAGAAAUGGGAUGUGUUAUUUUAGUUGUGGAAAUAAAAAUAUAAUGAGUUCCUAUGUUUCUGUUAUCACCUCCCCCCAUUGUUCAUCCAGGACAUUUCUAAUUUGUUCUAUGCAGUCAUGCUGAACCGUAAUUAUGAAGGUUUUGUUACCGUGCUGAAAAUGCUUAUAAUAUGGUAGGCAAGAACAACAGUAAAAGAGGCGUAAAAUAGAAGACUUGCUGUUAUUACUGCCAUGUAAAGGUAUGUACACAUGUGGAUGUAGACUGGAUAUUGGUCAUGGAGAAAUAAAUGUGGUUUUCUUGGGGCCUACAA
Mustela lutreola (European mink) is the source of this 2882-nucleotide messenger RNA. RefSeq names its product zinc finger protein 329 (gene ZNF329). NCBI's taxonomy places the organism in Eukaryota, Metazoa, Chordata, Mammalia, Carnivora, Mustelidae. The record is from RefSeq and is a predicted model, not a curated record.